Molecule: messenger RNA, 984 nt
Organism: Rotaria socialis
Lineage: Eukaryota; Metazoa; Rotifera; Eurotatoria; Philodinida; Philodinidae
Source: the annotation of a GenBank genome assembly
AUGGGCAAUUCAAGAAGUAGCUACGAACGUCAUGAAGACGAUGAACAACAACAGCGAAUAGUUAUUGGAAAAGAAUUUCGUCUCAUUCUCGGACAACUGCAUCUAUCAUCGGAUUUAGUAAAAAGAAAAAAAACUCUUUCACAGCAUAAACAAUCUUUUCCUCGAAAAGUUUCUUUGUCUUCAUCAAACUCAACAAUAACAUCAUCAUCAUCGUGUGAUCAUCAUAACUCAUCGGUUUAUUGUAUUCAACUUGAUAUACCAGCUACUCCAUUCGAGUCAAAUGAAAUCGAUACUCAUGCUCUUCUGCAAUAUUUACUUCUUCAAGAUUCGUAUGGUAAAGAACUUACACAUAUAUUUAAAAUUCCCGUUAAUCUAGCUAAUAACAAUCAAAAAUCUCAAUCGAAAACAUUGCCAACACUGAAAAUCGCUGCAGUUUAUUAUGAUCAAUCAUCAACAACAAGCGAAUUCUAUAUUGAAACGGUUUCUUUACAAUCAGAAAGUGAACUUGAAGAAAAAAUUGAAGAAUUCAAUGAAAAACAUAUCUUAUGUAUCUAUACAUCAAAAUUAAAAGCUCAUAUAAUCUAUGGGAAAAAACUAAUGCUAGGUAAUCGAUAUAAAUUAACUCGUUCGACAACAAUGUCAAAAACAAUAUUAGAAAAUUUUGAAUGGCUUCAUCCAUUUAUCAACUAUUCAAAUUUAGGCUAUCGCUUAUGUGGAAUAAUACCUCUUAUGAGUUCUUCAUUGGAUACUUCAUUUACCAUUUAUUGGUUAUUCGAACAAAUCGAAACGAAUGAAACCAUUCAAUACGACUACUGCAUAAUUGAAUAUCAAUUAAAACCUUCUUCAUUGAAUAGUUGGACUUCAUUACUUAAUUUAAUGUCAAAACAAGAAUGGAGAUUAGUAGCAACAUUCGAUUAUAAUCAAAAGAAGAAAAAUGGCGAACAAACAUAUUUUUUGCUUUUUUUUCAAAGAAUAAAAUAUUAG